AUGUCCUCAUCGGCCUAUCAAUUUAAAUCAUGUGUUGCUGGAGGUUCUACAAAGGCUUCUCAUCUUCUCUCCAAAGAGAAGAUUAUUCAAGAUCGUCAAAAGUACUUGGCAAAGGCACAAUACACCUUCUAUGAGAAUCCACUCAUGUUGGUCCGAGGUGAUAAACAAUAUGCGUUUGAUGAAAAUGGAAGGAAAUAUUUGGAUGCUUAUGCCAAUGUUGCUCAUGUCGGUUAUUGCCAUCCACAUGUAAUACAAGCGACUGUCGACCAAUUGCAAUUCAUCAAUUCUAACACUCGUUAUCUACAUGACAAGAUUGUGAGAUUAGCGGAGAAAUUAACAUCCAAAAUGCCACAAAAAUCCGAUUUGACCGUGUGCUUCUUUGUGAAUUCGGGAAGUGAAGCUAAUGACUUGGCUGUUCGAUUGGCUCGUGUUUAUACUGAAAGAAAUACAAUUAUUGCAUUGGAAAACUCAUACCAUGGAACAACUGGAACCUCAACAGGAAUUUCUGCAUCAAUUUCUACUGGAACUGGAGAUAAGUGUCCUGACUGGGAUUACUAUGCUCGUGAUGUGGAAUAUGUGAGAAUGCCUGACAUGUUGAGAAGUCCUUACAAACCAGAAAGAGCAAUUGAGGAGUAUGUGAAAGACUUUGAUCGUGCAUUUGAGAAGAGAACCAAAAAAGUGUGUCCAUCUUCUUCUUCAUCGUGUCAAAGUUCGCCAAAGCAACAUGAUAUUGCAGCAUUCAUUCAUGAAAGUAUUCAGGGAGUGGGUGGUCAACUUCCAUUCCCAGAUGGUUACCUUCAACAAGUUUAUGCAAAAGUGAAAGGAAGAGGAGAUAUUGUCACCAUGGGUAAACCUUUUGGAAAUGGUCACCCAUUGGGUUGUGUCGUAACUACUCGUAAAAUUGCUGAAGCAUUCGACAAGUCACAAUAUUUUAACACGUUUGGUGGAAAUCCUGUGAGUUGUGCUGUAGGAUUGGCUGUCAUGGAAGUCAUUGAAAAUGAAAAUUUGCAACAGAAUAGUUUGGAAGUUGGAACAUUCUUGAAAGAUGGACUUUCAAAACUCAUGAAAAAGCACAAAUUGAUUGGAGAUGUCAGAGGUAGAGGUCUCUUUCUGGGUGUUGAACUUGUUAAGAAUGCACAUAUUGGAGACUUGACACCUGCAGUUCAAGAAACAAAAUAUGUUUGGGAAAGAACAAAAGAAUUGGGAGUUUUGAUUGGAAGUGGUGGACCACACAAGAAUGUAUUGAGGAUCAAAGGUCCAGUAUGUUUAACAAAAGAAGAUGCACAAUUCUUGAUUGACUGUGUGGAUCAGGCACUCACCGAAGCGGAAAACAAGGACUUGUCAAGCCAAAAAGGUUUUGCCAAAACAUCCAAACUUUAA
Naegleria lovaniensis is the source of this 1380-nucleotide messenger RNA. RefSeq lists its product as uncharacterized. Gene Ontology annotation, molecular function: transaminase activity; pyridoxal phosphate binding. Lineage: Eukaryota; Heterolobosea; Eutetramitea; Acrasida; Naegleriidae. The record is from RefSeq and is a predicted model, not a curated record. Bases 1 to 1380 code for a protein of 459 amino acids. The transcript has 4 exons.